ACUCGCAGGUCGUCGCCGCCGCUGAUCACACGCGUCCUGCCGGAGAGAUGAGGCGGAAGGACAAGAGGCUGCUGCAGGUCGCCGGGCUGCUCAUAGCCGCUCUGCUCUUCUUCCCCAACGUCGGGCUGUGGUCUUUGUACCGGGACCGAGUGUUCGACAACUCGCCCGGCACAGUGGACGGACCGGGCGGCAUCCUCCAGAUUCAGGGGUUGAACCAGAUGAGGAAGGUCGCCCAGGUGGGUCCGGACGGCGUGCGGCGGACAGACUGGCACGACUACGAGGCGAUGAGGAGGGAUGCUGCUCGCUCAGGUAACGGUGAGCAGGGGAAGCCGUUCCCUCUGACAGAAACGGACCGGGUGGAUCAGGCCUACAGGGAGAACGGCUUCAACAUUUACAUCAGCAACCGGAUCUCCCUCAACCGCUCCCUCCCUGACAUCCGCCAUCCAAACUGCAAACAGAAGCUGUACGCAGAGAAGCUGCCCAACACCAGCAUCAUCAUCCCGUUCCACAACGAGGGCUGGUCGUCGCUGCUGAGGACCGUUCACAGCGUGCUCAACCGCUCUCCUCCACAGCUCAUAGCAGAGGUCAUCCUGGUCGACGACUUCAGCGACAAAGAGCACCUGAAGGCAGCGCUGGAGGAGUACAUGGUGCGGUUUCCGAAGGUUCGCAUCCUGAGGACCAAGAAGAGGGAGGGGCUGAUCAGGACACGCCUGCUGGGAGCCGGCGCCGCUAAAGGAGAAGUCAUCACCUUCCUGGACUCUCACUGCGAGGCCAACGUCAACUGGCUGCCACCGCUGCUGGACCGAAUCGCCCAGAACAGGAAGACAAUCGUGUGUCCGAUGAUCGACGUCAUCGACCACGACAACUUCGGCUACGACACUCAGGCGGGAGACGCCAUGCGAGGGGCGUUUGACUGGGAAAUGUACUACAAACGGAUCCCCAUCCCUCCAGAGCUGCAGGGGGAAAACCCCAUUGAACCGUUCGAGUCACCGGUGAUGGCAGGAGGGCUGUUCGCUGUGGACAGGAAGUGGUUCUGGGAGCUGGGAGGAUAUGACACGGGUCUGGAGAUCUGGGGAGGAGAACAGUACGAGAUCUCCUUCAAGGUGUGGAUGUGUGGUGGUCGGAUGGAGGACAUCCCUUGCUCCAGGGUAGGACACAUCUACAGGAAGUACGUCCCCUACAAGGUCCCUGGUGGGAUCAGCUUGGCAAAGAAUCUGAAGCGCGUGGCGGAGGUGUGGAUGGACGAAUACGCCGAGUACGUCUACCAGCGUCGACCCGAGUAUCGCCACCUGUCAGCGGGAGACAUGACGACCCAGAAGGAGCUGAGGAACCGCCUCAACUGCAAGAACUUCAAGUGGUUCAUGAGCGAGGUGGCCUGGGAUCUGCCCAAACACUACCCGCCGGUGGAGCCUCCUGCUGCAGCGUGGGGAGAGAUAAGGAACGUGGGGAGCGGGAUGUGCAUGGAGAUCAAACACUUUGUGUCAGGGAGCCCCAUCCGCCUGGAGAGCUGUGUGAAAGGACGGGGCGAGGUGGCCUGGAGUCAUGGACAGGUGUUAACAUUCGGCUGGAGGGAGGAUAUCCGGGUGGGCGACCCCAUGCACACAAGGAAGGUCUGCUUUGAUGCCGUGUCCCAUAACAGCCUCGUCACCCUGUACGACUGUCACGGCAUGAAGGGGAACCAGCUGUGGCGCUACAGGAAGGACAAGAGUCUGUAUCACCCGGUCAGUAACAGCUGUAUCGACAGCAGCCCGAGCGAGCGGCGGGUCUUCAUGAACACCUGCGACCCGUCUUCUCUCAGCCAGCAGUGGCUGUUUGAGAGAACCAACUCCACCGUGCUGGAUCACUUCAACCAGGGCGCCAACUGAGGCCACUGGACGGUGACGUUGGCGUCUUCCAAAGAAACAGAUCAUGAAACAAUGGUCACCUUUGAUGAGAUAAAGAGCAAUAAGUGAAAAACGUGCUGCUUCUGAAAACAUUCCCCGUGGUACAGCAGUGAUCCAGUGCGCUGGCUGAGAGCUGAAGAGUUGGUCAGACCACACGACAACAUCCAGAAUACAAUCGUACAGCGUGAGCUCGUGGUGAGGACGGAGGGUGGGAGAAUCACGGUGAAAUCUGAAGCUCUUACAGACUGAACUUGGAUGUCAAGAAUUUUGAAGAAUGCAAAGAUGCUCCUGCCUUUCAUUGUCAGUUUAAAUCAGUCAAACAAACUCUGCUGGAUUCAACGGAUUCUCUCCCCUUUUCGCCUCUUAACUUCAUGUCUUUUUCAACUGUUGCCUUAUCAAUUCCAGCAAUGGGAAAAUAACCUGCUGUAUCUGUUCAUCUGAGGCACCAAAACACAAUAUGGUGACACACCGUAUGUUGGACUUUUUUUGGAGCUGUAAAGAAAACAUUAUUUCUGUACAGUGUGCAGAUGCAUUGCAAGGAUUUGCCUUUUACUGAUGGAUAAAAAAUCCUGUACAUAUUUAUCUUUAAAAUGUAAAUAUACAUAGUAUAUAUAUUUUUCUACUGAGUAAUAAAGUGACAUAAUGACACUGGUGAGGUCAAUUUCUGUCUCAUGAUGCUGUCUCAAGUUUUUCACUUCAAUGCUUGGAGUGUUUUGCGCUGUCUCACGAGUUACAGGUAAAACACCUUCACACUUGAGGUGAUUCAAUAUAUUCCUUAAAGGCUUGUGGGAAAUAUGUUUCUUCAGUAGGGAUAUUCUACGCAUGAAAACUGAAUGCAAACUAAAACAGAGUAGUGGUGUUUUUGUUCCAGCAUGUAACUUCCAGUUGUGAGCAUAUUUUAAAUGGACACUUGUUUUUUUUUUACAUGGCGGCAGCAUUUUACAUUUAAUUUCAGAUGACUAGGAUCACCUUUCCAUAUUGGUGCAAAGGUACAAACAGUGAAUGUAAGUGCUAAUUUUACAAGGUCAGCUGCAGUACAACAACACGUUGACAGCUGUCUCCCGGAUCUGAGUGACAAGGGAGCAUAAAGGAAACACUACAACGACUCUACAACACGUGACUCUGUUAAAGGUUUCUUCAUCCACCAUGUUUCAGCAUUAUUAGACGUCAACUUGGCAAU
Acanthopagrus latus (yellowfin seabream) is the source of this 3063-nucleotide messenger RNA. Its product is annotated as polypeptide N-acetylgalactosaminyltransferase 10-like. The record is from RefSeq and is a predicted model, not a curated record. The transcript is spliced from 14 exons. The coding region runs from base 48 to 1865 and encodes 605 amino acids. NCBI's taxonomy places the organism in Eukaryota, Metazoa, Chordata, Actinopteri, Spariformes, Sparidae. Gene Ontology annotation, cellular component: Golgi apparatus.